UUUCCUUGGUUACGGUUUAUGUCAACUGAUACACUCCCGAAAAAGAGGAAUACGAAGACGGAAAAUGGGGGGCAUAUAUGUGGAUACAAAAGUGAGUUGAUCAACUCAUCCUGUAAAUAAAUGACCUGCAUGCCUGAGAACAAUGAAUGCAGCAAGUCCGCAAGCGUUUAUCACAAGCUUCAGAGCAGAAGAUGUGGAAAAGCUGUCUUCCCGAUUGAAACACGGCCUGGGCAGGUCCAAGUAUAAACCGACAGAAUAUGAAAGAGUGCAAGCCAUUGUCGAUGCCAAACGACUGGAGAGUGCAUUGAUAGCAAAAAAGGUGAAGAGGACCCGAUGUGUGGCCAAGGAAAUUAAGGAGUGUGACAUAUUACGCCAACACAGGCAGGUGUGGAGCAAAGAGUGCCCCAGGCUGCAAAAAGCCGAGGUGAAGACUGAGAAUGAGUUGCACGAUUUUAUUGAAAAUGUCAGGCCAUUUGGCAUAGAAGACACUGCCAUCUUUUCACUUAAAGAUUACGAGGUGUUCCUGGAGAGGGAUCGGAAAGCAUUUGUAAUGGGCACCGUGGAGCCACUUUAUCAGCUGAAGGGCGACCUGUGCUUCAGGCUGGAUCAAGAACAAGACCAAGAACGGCAGCUCAACCCCACUCCGUCAAAUUUGGAACAAGUGCAACAUCAGGUCAAUUUUGUGAAAGACCAGCAAGAUAUUAUAACUGCGAAACUUCAAGAGGAGUACUGUGACUUAGAAGAGGAAAUCACAGGCCUGGGUUUAGAGAAAUUUAUGCCAAAUUUCGAUAAUUUGGUCAAUAAAGACAACAUCCCGACUGAAGUUUUGGAAUCAGACUGUCCUUAUCCUGAGCUAAAGGAGUCUUUAAUCCAGGCCUUCCAUUCAUUGUCAGAAAUAUACCACAGUCGGCUAAAUAGUCUUCAAGAACACCUGAAAAAAACGGACAGAUUUUGUGGUUGGUGUCCGGAUGACCACCUACGCUUCCAUUUCACCUUAUCCCAGUACACUCAAGAAAUCCCCAACAACCGGGCACUGUGCAUUCAUAUGCUUCAAAAACUCUUCCCGGAGAAAACAAAACAUGACCUGAUGGAACAUGAGCGUCUCGGGGCCAGGCAACGCUUCACCCAGACGCACAUAAAGGUCCUGACCCAGCAGUGGCAGCAGGACGAGGAAGAGCUACUGGCGAAAGCACUCGCCACCCUGCAGGAAGCAAGGGAUGCCUACCAGGAGGAGCUGGAGCUCCAGAGAGACCGUCAACACCAGCAGGACAUCUGCAUUCGCCUCAGAGAAAAGCUGCAGCAGUGGCGGGCCCAUCAGGAAGAGGUCGCCCAGCUGCAGGGAUCCAUCGCUGCCCGACAACAAGAGGAAGCUGAAGCUAUAUUAAAGAGAGAGCAGGAAAAGGAAGCCGCCCUCAGGGCACAUCAGAAGGAAAAGCUCCGGAAAUUUAAUUUGGAGCAGCAGAAGCGGAGGGAGGAGCUGGAGCAGAGGGAUCAGGACAGGCUGGCGAAAUUGAGGGGCGCCAUGGAGGAGCAGGCCAGGCAAGAUCGAGAUAGGGUACUGUUUCGGGCCGAGGUGUUGGCGCAACGCAAGGAGGAGAAGGAGGCCAGUGAGCUGGAGCGGUACAGGGAGGAAGUGGAGAAGCAGAAUCGACUGGAGGCACUCCGGAACCAGGUGGCUGUGGUGGCACAGUCUGACAUGGAGAGGAUGAUGGGAGACACUCAGUCUUGGAGGAAUCGAUAUUUAAACAUGAAAGAAGAUGACAUCCAGAAACCUCUCUUUGGACUCAACACGUACACAGAUGCACAGAUUGUUGCUGAUCCCAGAUUUCGGGUGGAGCAGGCCUUGAGGAACGCCGGUCUGCACCAUACGGACUACGCCCAAGAGGUCCUGGCGCUUAUCAAGCCCCCAAAACCGCCAAGACGAGACACCAAAUCAGAACUGCAAUUUUAAGCCAGCCGUGGGUAAAGACGUAAUUAUUCAUCACCGUUGAUGAAUUACUAUCCCUGUUUGGCAGUAUUAAAUCAAUGUGUGAUAUUGAUGUUCACAGCUGUGCACCUUGCAGCACCGCUAUUACAGUUCUAACCGAGAGUAAAGUGAAGGUUAUUUGAUAAAUGGACUUGAAUGAAUGCUGGAAAUGACAAAAUUGGCUAAAUAAACGUUGAACUAUCCAUCCAUCUAUCCAUCCAGGGUCGGGUCGCGUGGGCAGCAGCCUAAGCAAAGAAGCCCAGACUUUCCUCUCCCCAGCCACUUCGUCCAGCUCCUCCCGGGAGAUCCCGUGGCGUUCCCAGGCCGGCCGGGAGACAUAGUCUUCCCAACGUGUCCUGGGUCUUCCCCGUGGCCUCCUACCGGUCGUACGUGCCCUAAACACCUCCCUAGGGAGGUGUUUGGGUGGCAUCCUGACCAGAUGCCUGAACCACCUCAUCUGGCUCCUCUUGAUGUGGAGGAGCAGUGGCUUUACUUUGAGCUCCCCCCAGAUGGUGGAGCUUCUCACCCUAUCUCUAAGGGAGAGCCCCGCCACUCGGCGAAGGAAACUCAUUUCGGCCGCUUGUAUCCGUGAUCUUGUCCUUUCGGUCAUAACCCAAAGCUCAUGACCAUAGGUGAGGAUGGGAACGUAGAUCGACCGGUAAAUUGAGAGCUUUGCCUCCCGGCUCAGCUCCUUCUUCACCACAACGGAGCGAUACAGCGUUUGCAUUACUGAAGACGCCGCACCGAACUGCCUGUCGAUCUCACGAUCCACUCUUCCCUCACUCGUGAACAAGACUCCGAGGUACUUAAACUCCUCCCCAUGGGGCAAGAUCUCCUCCCCAACCCGGAGAUGGCACUCCACCCUUUUCCGGGCGAGAACCAUGGACUCGGACUUGGAGGUGCUGAUUCUCAUCCAAGUCGCUUCACACUCGGCUGCAAACUGAUCCAGUGAGAGCUGAAGAUCCUGGCCAGAUGAAGCCAUCAGGACCACAUCAUCUGCAAAAAGCAGAGACCUAAUCCUGCAGCCACCAAACCGGAUCCCCUCAACGCUCUGACUGCGCCUAGAAAUUCUGUCCAUAAAAGUUAUGAACAGAAUCGGUGACAAAGGGCAGCCUUGGCGGAGUCCAACUCUCACUGGAAAAGGGUCCGACUUACUGCCGGCAAUGCGGACCAAGCUCUGACACUGAUCAUACAGGGAGUGAACCGCCACAAUCAGACAGUCCGAUACCCCAUACUCUCUGCGCACUCCCCACAGGACUUCCCGGGGGACAUGGUCGAAUGCCUUCUCAAUUUUAAAGACAACUAGAAAAUUCACACGGAAACUUUGAUGGGCCUGCUAUCUGUGCCCUGGACCUCUGGCUGGCAGUCGUCGGAAGCCACCACACUUUUAAGAUGGUGCCGAGUGUCUGAAUCCGAGAGUUUUAUGGUGCAGAGUGUCUGAAUCCGAGAGUUUUACGUGUAACUGUACAAAAUGUGCUACACAGCUAGCCUAAAACGUUAACAUGCUUACAUUAAAAUGCUAAGAUUUAGCAUGUGUGCAAACGUUAGCAUGAUAAUAGUUAGCAUGUUUCAUACACCAAGUUAUAUGACUCAAAGGUGUAUGGCUGUGAAAAUAGAGAAAAUAGUGCAAAAUUAGAUGGGAAAUGUAAAAUGCUUAAGUUAGCUUGCCAGCAUGCUAUCGUUCGCAAGCUAACAGUUAAAAAAUAUCACAUACCAAGUUAUAUGACUCUGGUGUAAACGGUUGCAAAACUAGCUCAAAAGGUUGGCAUGUUAUUGUUAGCAUGUUAGCAUGCUAACAGUUAGCUUGUGUCACAUACCAAGUUAUAUUACUCUAAGGUGUGUGGCUUGGGAAUUAGAGUAAAAAGUGUACAAUUGUUUUUUUUUUAAAGUUAGCACUUUAAUGAUGAAACAAAAAAUGAGCUGUUUGACCACAAUACCCAGCAAGCAUGGUGGUGGGAGCAUUAUGCUCUGGGCCUGUUUUGCUGCCAAUGGAACUGGUGCUUUACAGAGAGUAAAUGGGACAAUGAAAAAGGAGAAUUACCUCCAACUUCUUCAGGACAACCUAAAAUCAUCAGCCCGGAGGUUGGGUCUCGGGCGCAGUUGGGUGUUCCAACAGGACAAUGACCCCAAACCCACGUCAAAAGUGGUAGAGGAAUGGCUAAAUCAGGCUAGAAGUAAGGUUUUAGAAUGGCCUUCCCAAAGUCCUGACUUAAACGUGUGGACAAUGCUGAAGAAACAAGUCCAUGUCAGAAAACCAACACAUUUAGCUGAACUGCACCCAUUUUGUCAAGAGGAGUGGUCAAAAAUUCAAGCAGAAGCUUGUGGAUGGCUACAAAAAAGCGCCUUAUUGCAGUGAAACUUGCCAAGGGACAUGUAACCAAAUAUUAACAUUGCUGUAUGUAUACUUUUGACCCAGCAGAUUUGCUCACAUUUUCA
Molecule: messenger RNA, 4402 nt
Organism: Entelurus aequoreus (snake pipefish)
Lineage: Eukaryota; Metazoa; Chordata; Actinopteri; Syngnathiformes; Syngnathidae
Product: coiled-coil domain-containing protein 148-like
Exons: 15
Coding region: 143-1951 (602 amino acids)
Source: RefSeq, a predicted model, not a curated record